GUGGGAGGCGGCGCGGCGGGGCGCGCGUCCAGUAUGUCCCCGGAGGCGUCUCCCCCGCGUUCGAGCGUGCGGCUGGUGUUCUUCGGCGCGGCGGGCGUGGGCAAGACGGCGCUGAUCCAGCGUUUCCUGGCGGACACGUUCGAGGCGCAGCACAAGCGCACGGUGGAGGAGCUGCACUGCCUGGACUGCGAGCUGGGCGCGCUGCGGCUGCGCCUGGAGAUCAUGGACACGGGCGGCAGCUACUCCUUCCCGGCCAUGCGCAGGCUGGGCAUCCGCCGCGCCGACGCCUUCGUCCUGGUCUACUCGCUGCAGGAGCCCGACUCCUUCCAGGAGGUGCGGAGGCUCCGCGCGGAGAUCCUGGAGACCAAGGGCGGCGCCGCCCGCCCGCCCAUCGUCGUGGUGGCCAACAAGAGCGACCUGGCCCCCCGCCGCCGCCGCCGCCCCAACGCCGCCGCCCCGGCCUCGCCCCUCCCCGGGGCCCUGGACCUCGACUGGGGCGGCCCCCACCUGGAGGCGUCCGCCAAGCUGGGCCACAACGUACUGGACGUCUUCCAGGAGCUGCUGCGCCUGCUGCACCUGCCCAGACGUCUCAGCCCCGCGCUGCGCCGCCGCCGCCGCCGCCAGACCCUCCCCUCCUCUUCCUCCUCCUCCUCUUCCUCCUCCUCCUCCUCCUCCUCCUCCUCCUCCUCCUCCUCCUCCUCCGCGCAGCCCUCCGGGCCUCCCGCCGUCCGCAAGAGCCACAGCUGCACCGUGUCCUAGCCCUCCCCCCGUCCCCGCAGCAGAACGCCCCGCGCAGCACCCCCCAACUCAAUAAAAGCUCCACCUCC
Messenger RNA from Ornithorhynchus anatinus (platypus), 827 nucleotides. Its product is annotated as GTP-binding protein Di-Ras2-like. Bases 34 to 759 code for a protein of 241 amino acids. NCBI's taxonomy places the organism in Eukaryota, Metazoa, Chordata, Mammalia, Monotremata, Ornithorhynchidae. Gene Ontology annotation, molecular function: GTPase activity; GTP binding. The transcript has a single exon. The record is from RefSeq and is a predicted model, not a curated record.